CCGCCCUCCCGCAGCGUUGUGCCUCCCCUUUCCCAGACGAGGCGUUAGCUCAGGCGCACAGUGACAAAGCCUAAUUGGAAUCGAUACAUCCGUCCAAUCCACAGUGGACAUGCAAACGCCGAGAGCUGCGCGAGACAUCUGCGAGCCCCAAGGUACCACGCGUCGCUUUGCCUUGACCCGACGAAGCCAAGCCCACCCCUCGUUUGCCAUUGGCUUCCCCUCUUUUACCUAGCCUCGCGUAUCCUUCGGCAUUCAUGCUUUCAAGCUGCGGAGGCAGGUUUGAGGGUGUGUGCCACAGUCGAUGAGAGGGACGACCUGUGCGCAAAGAGGGGUUGGAGAAAGCAUUGGGUACGGAUGCUUGGGUUGGAGCAAGCUGACUGCCAAAAAGGAUAUAUGAUGAUGCCCCCUCCCCUUCCCCUCCUCGGUUUUUGGCCGUCUUUUGUCUCUUGCAUAAGGUUGUGUUUUGUUGACACAUACAAUCAAUUCAUCCAUACUCCUCUUUCGUCUAUAAAGGGUUCUGAUCCGCCUCAUCCGCCAGCCACGCUCUUGCGAUCUUACAUCUAGCAAGAAACUCUUCUUACACUUAUUCAAAAUGGUACUUUCUCGCCCCAUCUCCCGCUGCCUUCCCCUUGCCUCUAGAGUUGGUCUUGUGCCCUCUUUGACUUCGCGUUACCUCUCUACUUCCCGGGCGUCUAAGCUCCUUUCCUCUUCUUCAAUCUCCUCCGUCUCCCAUACAUCCAAGCUAUUUUCUGGCAGCCAGAUUGGCCGUGUGCCCUCUUCGUUUCGUGCGCUGACAACUGCCCGCGAAAAGGUUAAAGUUCUUCUCGUUCUCUACGACGGCGGUAAGCACGCCGAGGAAGUUCCUGAGCUUCUCGGUACAACCGAGAAUGAGCUCGGCAUCCGCAAGUGGCUCGAGGACCAGGGCCACACUCUUGUCACCACCUCUGACAAGGAGGGCGAGAACUCCAAGUUCGACCAAGAGCUUGUCGAUGCUGAAGUCAUCAUCACCACUCCCUUCCACCCUGGCUACUUAACUGCUGAGCGUCUUGCCAAGGCCAAGAACCUCAAGAUUGCCAUCACUGCCGGUAUUGGUUCUGACCACGUCGACCUGAAUGCUGCCAACACCACCAACGGCGGUAUCACCGUCGCCGAAGUGACUGGCUCCAACGUCGUCUCGGUUGCUGAGCACGUCGUCAUGACCAUCCUUGUCCUCAUCCGCAACUUUGUCCCCGCCCACGAGCAGGUCGAGCGUGGUGACUGGGAUGUCGCCGCUGUUGCCAAGCAAGAGUAUGAUCUUGAGAACAAGGUUGUCGGUACCGUUGCUGUCGGCCGCAUUGGUGAGCGUGUUCUCCGCCGCCUCAAGCCCUUCGACUGCAAGGAGCUUCUCUACUUCGACUACCAGCCCCUGUCCGCCGAGAAGGAAGCCGAGAUUGGCUGCCGCCGCGUCGACACUCUCGAGGAGCUUCUCGCCCAGUGUGAUGUUGUCACCAUCAACUGCCCUCUCCACGAGAAGACUAAGGGUCUCUUCAACAAGGAGCUCAUCGCUAAGAUGAAGAAGGGUUCUUACCUUGUCAACACUGCCCGUGGCGCCAUUGUCGUCAAGGAGGAUGUUGCUGAGGCUCUCAAGUCCGGCCACCUUGCUGGCUACGGUGGUGAUGUCUGGUUCCCCCAGCCUGCUCCUGCCGACCACCCUCUGCGCACUGCUAAGAACCCCUUCGGUGGCGGCAACGCCAUGGUUCCCCACAUGUCUGGUACUUCUCUCGAUGCCCAAAAGCGUUACGCUGACGGUGUCAAGAACAUCCUUACCAGCUACUUCUCCGGCAAGGAAGACUACCGUCCCGAGGAUCUCAUCGUCCACAAGGGUGACUACGCUACCAAGGCCUACGGCCAGCGCAAGUAGUGGUCCGCGGCUUAUAAAGGUGUAAAUUAAAACAAAGUUAUAGUUUCUUUUUUUGUUAUGAUAGCAAGCUUAUGAAUAUUGUUUUUGAUAUGAAUAAUAUAAACACAUAUU
Messenger RNA from [Torrubiella] hemipterigena, 2011 nucleotides. NCBI's taxonomy places the organism in Eukaryota, Fungi, Ascomycota, Sordariomycetes, Hypocreales, Clavicipitaceae. The record is from the annotation of a GenBank genome assembly.